GUGACGUCAGUGCGGCAGGAGGAAAAAAAGUGCGCGCGGAAUUUCUUCAUUUGUUUCAGUAAGAGAGUUGGGUAGUGGAGUGUAUAGCGUAUAUUUAACCAAACAAAUAAACCAAAUAAGCAAGUUGUUGGAUAAAAUGUCUCAUAGUGUCGAAGCGGAUUUACCACCGAACUUGUCAUGCCUGAAAAAUUUCGACACUUUGCUCCGAUGCCCCAUUUGCUUCGACUUCUUGAAUAUAUCCAUGAUGACUCAGUGCUCUCAUAACUUUUGCUCCCUCUGUAUACGCAAAUUUCUUUCCUACAAGUUGCUGUGUCCAGUUUGCAACACGCCCCUGACAGAACAAGAGCUGAGGAACAACAGACUGUUAGAUGACCUUGUUCAGAGCUUCCAAGCUGUGAGGCAACAGCUGUCUCAGGCGAAUUUUGAGUCCCCGCCGAUCUCCCCCAAGACCCCGACAACGGCUGUCGGAGGGAAAGCAGCGAGGCAGAAAGCCCUUAAGAAAGAAAGCGCCACUCUGACUCGCUUUUUCCAAAAACGAGCCCCAGUCAACUCUUCCACAGGAGCAUUGUCAGGCUCUAAGGGUCUGCACCCAGUGAAACAGGAGCCCAUGGAGGUGUGUGUGCAGGAAGCCCUGCUGCCUGACAGUGCAAUGACUGUGACCACAGCAGUGAAGGAAGAGAAGCUGGAUGUGCCUGUUUUUCCCUCCACAUCACAGGAUAUUAAACCUGUAGUCAAAGUGGAGUGUCCAGUGUGUGGCGUGGGAGUGUCUCAGCAACACAUUAACAAACAUCUAGAUACGUGUCUGGCCAGAGGGGAGAAGAAGGACAGUCUUAGAAGGUCUGACCAACUAGGCUUUUCCUGUUCUGCAUUUAUAGAGCCCAAUUGUCGGAAGCGCAGGCCGAUGGCUAAGCUGGUGUACAACCUGCUGACAAUGGGCGAGCUGAAGAGAAGGCUGAGAGAGUGCCAUCUGUCCACACAAGGCUCCAGAGAUCAGCUCAUUCGACGGCAUCAGGAGUUCACGCACAUCUACAACGCACAGUGUGAUGCGCUCAACCCCAGAUUAAGUGAGGACAUUGCAAAAGAAGUUGAAAACAACGAGAAGACGAGGAACCAGCUAAAGAGUGAAAGUAAACCUGUAAUACUCAUCAAUAAAAACCACAAAGUUGAAGAAAUCGAACAACUGCAUUCAGAUUAUCGAAAACAGCACAGCAGUGAGUUUUCCCGUUUAAUUGCUCAGGUCAGAGGUCGUUUGGAAAAUUCUAGGAGAACACAAAUCAAGCAGGAAGGCGGAAAAUCGUCCGAGGCAUCGUGCUGCAGCGCUGAAGACACGGUAGUCUCAAGCACAACCCAGCCCCCGGCUUCUUCGACAUUAGAUGUUGGCAACUAUGAGAACACUGUUAUAGAAGUUGGGUCAAGGUCACCAAGCCCUACUCUCAGCGAAGUGUCUGUCAGCAGCUCCAUUUCUGAUGUUUUCAAUUGAAGACCAUAAAGAAGCUACUUGUUGACUGCAUGUACUCUAGCAGGAGAAAUACGAUGCUUUGGUUCGGAUUUUGCGCCAUUAGACUUUCGACCUCCAGGCUUUCAAGCUCCGGACUUGUGGAAAACAUGGCUGCUUUUUUAUGUUUAACUUUUGAUUUAUUUAUUUAGAUUUUUUUUUUUUUUUCCUCUCAAGUAAAAUACUGAAUCACUUGAUAUUCACUUAAACAGUCUAUUCAUACCAAGGAUUACCAGUGAGAGGAAAUUUCAUGUUUAUACUUUUAUUUUCACCCACUAUUGUUUCUAUAUGUAAAAUUAUACAAAGCGCUGGUUCUUUGCUGAUGUCAUGUCAAACAUUUUUUUUCCUUUC
Silurus meridionalis is the source of this 1846-nucleotide messenger RNA. RefSeq names its product RAD18 E3 ubiquitin protein ligase (gene rad18). Gene Ontology annotation, cellular component: nucleus; Rad6-Rad18 complex. Lineage: Eukaryota; Metazoa; Chordata; Actinopteri; Siluriformes; Siluridae. The coding region runs from base 137 to 1480 and encodes 447 amino acids. The transcript has 14 exons. Gene Ontology annotation, biological process: protein monoubiquitination; DNA damage tolerance. The record is from RefSeq and is a predicted model, not a curated record. Gene Ontology annotation, molecular function: single-stranded DNA binding; ubiquitin protein ligase activity.